Molecule: messenger RNA, 6995 nt
Organism: Cherax quadricarinatus
Lineage: Eukaryota; Metazoa; Arthropoda; Malacostraca; Decapoda; Parastacidae
Source: RefSeq, a predicted model, not a curated record
UAACUCUUAAGUUAAAUCAGUGUAUGCUUGUAGCAGUAUUAUGUAUUUCCACUGUUGUAUAAAUGUAAAAUAAUCAUUAAAAUUGUAUUUUAGUGAAUUAUUAUGAAAGCUAUUUUAUCAUAUAAUAGCAUUAUAUGAGGUAGAGUAGUGAGGGGAGCUGGAGAUGACGUUAUUCAGAUGGGUAACCCGGGGUGGCUCAGUCAGUGGCUUUUGUUGGUUUAUUUGUUGGUGGAUAAUUUCCUGCCAACGGUGUGUCAUAAGAUGACAUCUUCAUUAAUGCUGACCAUAGGAAUUGUGGCCUUAAUGUGUCUGAGAUGCGGUGUGGUGUGGGGUCGGGGUCUCCUCGUGCCCUGCCUGAGGGUGCCCAAGGUGCCCCAGUACAAUAACUAAUAUUGGUUACACGUUCGUCAUUAUGCUAGAUUUAAAGUUUAUAACCUAAUGUGUCAAUUCUUGAAUAUCAGCCGGCUUAUGCAAUGGAAACAGUUAUGUUUUGUGCUUAUGGAGAGAACAAUUCAUUUGUAGGCCAAAAAUAAAUAAAUAAAUAAAAGAACCCAACCUAACCAAACCUAGACUUAGAGGUUAAUUCUAGGUUAUGUUAGGUUCUGUUUAUUUUUUGAGUUACCAGAAUAAAAGAAAAAAGACCUUUCUCCCCAUAGACCCUAAGUAUAAUUGGCCCCAAAUCAAAGAACGAGUGGGACUCAAACCCAUGUUAGGCUAGUCCAUUGUCCCCAUUGCAUAACCCACUUAAUAUCUGAGAAUUUACUACAGUAAUAUAAAAAAUGGUCUAGCUCCUAAACUCAGUAGUAUUUGCUUAGAUAGGUUUCAGUUCACUAUCUACUUGGACUUUCCCAGUAUGCCAUUCUCCACUCUGUGCCAGGCUGUGGUUUGUACGUCAGUUUGCGUGUGGCCAGCAGUAGCAGCCUGGUUGGUCAGGCCCUGAUCCACCUUGAGGUUUGGUCACAGACCAGGCCACAGAGGCCUUGACUCCCGAAACCCUCUCCAGGCUGUGAGAAUGUGUAGUCUAAUUUUCUGGGGCUUAUCAUUAGUCAUAGGAGUGACACAAGCCUCAAGAGGAGAUCAUUCUAAUGAGUACACAGGCUGCUACCAUGUUUGCCAUUUCAACAAUUGCACCUCAAAAAUGGGAAUUGCUGCAUACGAGUCCUUUCAGAGCUUUAGUGAGAAGAUUCUUCAGUGGACUUGUGAUGACGAAUGCAAAUAUUUUUGCAUGUGGCGGACAACACAAAUAUUCAUUGACAGAGGAAUGGAUAUUCCACAGUUUUUUGGCAAGUGGCCAUUCGCAAGGUUGUGGGGCAUGCAAGAGCCUGCUGCUGUUCUCUUUUCUGUGUUCAACCUGCUGGCUCAUGCUGUUAAUCUUAGCCAGUUCUGUCACACUGUGCCUUCCAAUGCUCCACUCUUCAAGAUGUGGUUCCUGCAUGCUCUUAUUUGCAUCAAUGCCUGGGUGUGGUCAGUUGUGUUCCAUGCCAGAGAUACUCCAUGGACUGAGCGCUUGGACUACUUCUGUGCAUUUUCCAUGGUCCUCUACUCCCUUUUUGGCCUUGUUAUUAGGAUGUCAGGCCAUCAGCAACAGUUUCUGAAAGAGGCAGCAGCUGUAAUGGGAGUGUUGUUUUUCACUUACCAUGUCUGGUACCUAACUAAAGGAAGAUUUGAUUAUGGCUACAACAUGGUGGUUAAUGUUACUGUAGGUAUCUUGAAUGGUUUUGGAUGGAUUGCCUGGGCUGUUCCGAGACUGAAGACAAGACCAUAUGUUCGCUGGUGUGUCUACACAGUGAUAGGGGCCAUGGCAUCAAUGCUGCUCGAACUUGGAGAUUUCCCACCCCUCUUCUGGGCACUUGAUGCCCAUGCCUUAUGGCACUUAGCUACAGCACCUCUUCCUUUUAUGUGGUACAGAUUUUUGGAGAGUGAUUGCCUGUACUUGCUACAAAGGAAGUCAGGACCAGACUACAAGAAGCAUAUAUAAAGGUAUUAUAUUAAAUCAACGCUAUAUUAUCCAGCCUGCAAAUGUUUGUUCAAAUUAAAAUAUAUUGUGCUAUGGUCUCUUACAUCGGUUAUGUAUUUUGCUCAGAUCUUAUCACAGAUUUUGCUCUGAUAAAGACAGGAUUAUAAAAGAUAUAUGUUAGUUUUAUUGAAAUGAUAUAGUCUAUAAAAAACUUUUGACACAUUGCAGUGUUUCCAUAUUAUGUUUAGAAAUUAUUACACUAUGUAGUCUUUUAAAAGUGUAUGAAAUUAGCUGUGAGAAUAAGGAGAGGAAAAUAUAUUCAUAAUUUCAUGCAGAUCUUAUGACAAAGAAGUUACAGGAAUGAGAUUAGGAUUGUCGAUAAAUGGUUCAGAGAACCAACAAGUUGAUGACUGAGACACUUGUGCAGCACUUGGGUCUCUUUAUUGUGGAAAUGUUUUCGCCAACCAGUGGCUGCCUCAGUCCAGUACAGAGAAUAAUGGUUGAAGAUCAGGAGUUUUAGGUAAUCAGUCCCUCAGCCUGGAGUGAAUGUGAUUAGUCCAUCAGUCUUGAUAACAGUUCAGGAUUACACCUGCGUUAUGAUCCAGCUCAAUAUUUACAAAGCUUCUGAUUAUGGUAAUCAGUAGAAUAAAAUGAUUGUUAAAUGUUAUAUUUUUUGUUGGGUUUUCUCUAGCAAAAAAAGACUGCUAACUGUUAAAGGUUUUAGUGUUCAUUUAUGCUAAAUGUGUUUGGCACUGGUUUCAAAUCAAAGCAUAUUAGUACUUGCUUGGAGUUGUUUAUUUUGUUGUCUAUUAAUUGUAGAGUUUAGUUUGUUUGCUACUGUUAUGCAUACAUUAUUAUUAUUGCUUCUCCAAGUAUGUACAAAAAUAUUGGAAUUCUAUUUUUUUUAGGCUUAAGUCUUAGAGACUUUGUUAAUGAGUGCUGAAAACUUUACACAUUGGACUUAAAUGUGUCAGUGCAAUUCCGGGUGUCCUUAUGUAGUCCUCGUUCUAAACAUAUAAAUACAAGAACUUUUUUUCAAAAUUUACAUGUUUAAAUUUUAAAAUUUGGUCUCUUGCCAGUACUCAAGACCAUAAGCAAAUAUCUGUAGUUUUUUUUUUUUUUUUUUUUUUUUGAAGUGGAUAAAACAGUAUUCUGUAUAGUCUCGAAGAAACUAUCAAAAAAUGUUCAUUGUGCACAGAGGAGCUAGGUUUUGCCAACAACUGUUCUGGGUAUCCAUGAAUUAUUUAUGUCAUUACCACCAAGAAAUAGUAUUGUUUGUGCCUCUAUUAUAAGUGUUCAGAGUUGCAUUACUUAAGAGAUUCCACACCCUUGCUGAGGACAUCAUUAAUAAUUUAAUAUUAUGUGGUUACUCAUAUGUUUCUCUUUGUAUAGAAUUAAAAUUUCAUUAGUAAAGUAGUAUGGUAAAUGUGUCUUAUUGAUGUUUGUUUUAUUUGAAGGCAAGGCAAUAUUCUCUCUAAAUCUGUUAUAUAAUAUUUAAUUUAUUGUGCAACUGUAGUCAAAAUUUUUUCUAAUUCAGUGAAUAGUUGCUUUGGAAGCUACACUGAGUUCAACAGCAUCUGGCACCUACUAUAAAGGAUUUGAGUAUAAGGACACUUAAUGUACUGUUUGUGACAUUUAUGAAAUGACAUUUUGCUACUGAAUGGCUUCAUAACUCCUAAUGAUGAAACCAUUUGUAACAAAAAGUUUCCUUUAGCAAAGGUCCUGAACUGUCCAAAAGUAUCUGUAUCCACAGCUUGUUGGAAUCAUCUUACCAUUUACAACCAUAAACGAUAUCAUUGAUCAGUCUGUCUUUUUGAGGAAGGUAAACGAGCCAGUAUAAUGGAUGGAAUGUGGAUGCUGUUGCUGGACUUUUCAUGACCAACUUCUCAGUAGUUCCUUCUUCAAAAGCACUUAUUAGUUGAAUCUGUAACCAAUUAGUUAAAUUAGGACAACAAAUUUGACUACAUAUUAAAACACAAUUAGUGGAGUCUCUUAUAUUGUUGGUCGUUUAAAAAGCUUAGUUUAUCUUAUUGAACCCUUAUUGUUAAAACUCUCUCAGUAUUAUUAUACCUCAUUGUUUCUUUCAAUAUACAUCUUGAAGAAUUUUAGAGAUGAAGUGUAAGUCUGGGAUGCAUUUAUUGCAGGCCCAAGUAAUCGUAAUGUGAAUUAGAUUCAUCAGAACCUCAUUGAAUUUUGAGAUACUGUACUUGCGAAGAAAAACUUUAGGGUCCAGUCAGGGUUGCCACUCAGAUUAACUUUUUGAGUAAGUAUAGGCUUUUAGUUCUAAAACAAAUGUCAACUCUUAUUGGCAAUAUGUCAAUACUCAGAAAGGUGUUUUUAGUUUGCUGUAAUAAAGUUUGAGUCCUCAUUAUAAAUUUCUACUUUAAAUACAUGUAUUGUGUAACUUGUUCUAUAAUUUUUGUUGCUCUCCACUGUUGUUUAUUAUUAACUGCUUAUAGUGUACUAACAUAUAGUGCACUAAAUUCAAAUUUUAUAAGUGAUUGUUAAACACUUAAUAUUUAGGGCAGUUUUGCUUCAUUUAGUUUGGGAUUGAAAAUGGUAGAUUGACUGUUGAGAUGGUUGCAUCAUUUAGAAAAGGCUGGAGCAAGCUUAGUUGAUUAAGGUGUAUAAAUCUGGGAUAAACUGAAGAAAGUUUAGAUGUCUCAGGAAAAGUUGGAAGAGAGUUUUAAAAGGCAGGGUCUUGAGCAUCCAACAGGCAUGUAUGGAAUGUGUUACAUGUGUCAGUGGUGCAAUACUUGUGUAGUAUAUAUGCCAGUGCCUUUAUAUACAUCAUCCCUUGUAUGCCAAGCUAGUGUCAUGUGACUUUCCUUUGAACCAUGCACCUAGAUUGGAGACCCACCUUAAGUUACAACCCGAGCUACAUGCCAGGCAGACAUGGAUAGACUAGGUUCCAUCUUAUCAUUACAGUACAUCCCUAUAACAAUCCAUACAUUGGUAUUCUUUGCUACCUAGACUCUAUUAUGAACCCCUCCAACAAAUGGUGGCAAAUAUAUAAGCAUGUUAGUAUCUAUGAAGGGGCUUAGAAAAUUAGAUUUGGAAGUGGGAUGUACCGUGCUUGCACCUUAAAAGAAGUGGGGAUAUAGUUGUUCAGUGGGUUAUGAAAAGAUAUCUAGGGAAUGAGUAAUGACUUUUUUUUUUUUGCAUCACCCAAUCCUGGUAGAAAAUGGCCAGUGUUAAAAAAUGUACUGUAUAUCUUAAACAUCAUAAUUAAUGCAUCUUAGGAAAUAAACUAUAUCAUAAUAUUUUGCAGAUGUGAUAUAAAGGAAUGGUGUAAUUUAUUGAGGCAUUGUUUAUUAUUGGUAAUGUUUUCUGAAGAUUUUUUAGAUAUCAAAUAACAACCAAAAGGAAGAUGGUUGCUUCUAAAUAUUGGUAGCUUCUAAGUAGCGUAUGUGAUUUUUUCCAGAUACUUGAGUUUUGGAUAUUUUUUGUGCAGCAGUUUGAAGGAGGAUGCACCUAACUCGGAUGUAGUUCUUUGUAUAACUUUAAAGACAAUAAAGUUGUCAAGUACAGUGGUACCUCGAGUUUCGAACAGCUCCCAACUCGAACAAUUAUGUAAGUGUAUUUUUGUAAGUGCUUUUGUAAGUGUAUUUUUGGGGGAUCUGAAAUGGACUAAUCUAAUUUACAUUAUUCCUUAUGGGAACAAAUUCGUUCAGUAUCGGCACUCGAACAGUCUUCUAGAAUGAAUUAAGUUCGUAACUCGAGGUACCACGGUAUUUUGCCCUACAUAAUAAAAAGUUUACCUUGUGAAAUAUCAUGGAUAUGAAUACUGUACUAUGUUUCUGUAAAAUUUUAUGUGACAAUUACCUUAGAUUUUGAGUUAUGCAGUAGGGCAGUUUAAGGUUAUUUAAAAGUUGUUCUGUAAAAAAAAAAAAUGCAGUUAUGUGCCAGUCAAAAUUAGGCAUUUGUACGUGUUUACAUUGUGCUGCUUUACGUUGCCUUUCCAUUUAAAAAGUAAUGGAUUUAUGCAUUUAUGUAUCCUUAUUGUUUGUAGACCUAACAAAUCUUAAUAGCCACAUAGGUCCAUCCUCAAGAAAAAUAAUUUUAGUUAGACCUCAAGAUAUAUGUGCUGAAAUGUUGGAUAUCUUAAAAACACAUUUAUGUCUGUUAUGAAUGAUUGAUUUGUGAUUUUUAAUAGAAUAUAUCGUAUUAACGAUUGUGAUGUCAGCCCAUUUCUGGAAAGAUGGAGAUUGAGUGAAUAUUGGUGAAUGUGUAUUCUUCUUUCGGUCACCCUGCACUGCAGUAUUAUGCUUAUAAUUCACAGUUGUGAAAUAUAUUUUUUUUUAUGAAUUAGGUCUCUCAAGAAGGCAAGCAUUUAAGAGCCAGAAUAAGGUAAUUUACAAGUCAACCUAUCUAUGUGCUAUAGUGUUGUUGUCACGUAAUGAGUUGAGAUGGUAUAUUUCCCACAUAUGGCAGGUUGUAUGUAAAAAAGUUUGGGCUUUUGUAGAAUGCCAGCCUGAAUGUUGCUAUACUACAUUAAUUAACCCCCAAAACAUUAGCAUGCUAUAAUAACUGCUUAUGGGUUUGAGCGAAAAUAUUUUUUUUAUUUCAGAUCCUUACUAUUUAUCAGUAUUUUUUCCUAACUGCUUUAUGAUACAUUAAAGAAUAUGAAAUAUAAAAUUGGCUUAAUGUUGGUGGUUAGAGUUUUAUUAUUGUUAGGUAUGAACUUUCAUUCCUACUGAGAGAACGUUCUUCUGUGACUGAUUUAGUACCAGAAGUGUAUCUUGUUCAUAUACUGUCUCUGUAAACGCUUGAAAUUGUACCUGUUUAUAUCUAACAUCUAUAUAAAAUUUAUUAUAUAGUAUUUCAUUAUUGUCUCUGUACAUGUGAAUGCUGUUCUGUUAUACACAAUGUUAAUUGUUUUAGAAGUUCUUUAUUCAUAAGAGAUGCCGAAAAUGUUGAUGUUCAGCAUUAAAUGUUGUUGUUGUACAAGUGAUUCUUAUGAUAUUUAUUGUUAUUCCUUAUGUGUGUCUUGUUCAUGUAUGUAUCCACAACUCUUGGCAAUAAAGUUUUACAAGAU